AUGGCAAACAUCCAGCAAGACCCGCCGUCCAUCUUCCUACUAGGGGCCACUGGCUUCGUGGGCUCUCACUUUGUGCGCUUGCUUGCGCAGGCUCUGCCCGAGCAUCGCGUGUUUGCGCUCGUGCGGUCGCUAACCCCCGCCCGCCGCGACGUCCUCGCGUCCCUACACCCCAACAUCGUCCCCGUCGAGGGCACGCUCGACGACGCAGCGCUCAUCACCGAGUGGGCAGCCAAAUGCCCCAUCACUAUCAAUGCAGCCAAUUCGGACGAUUUCCCGCUAGUGAAGGCCCUCCUCGCCGGGCUCGAAGCCAACUCGCAGGCGAACCCCGGCCGCGCGCCGCUCUACAUCCACCUCUCCGGCCUUGGGCUGAUCAGCGACAACUGUCGGGGAGAGCAGCUGGAUGAGUCGAAGGUCCACAUCUGGUCCGACCUCGACUUCCACCCCAACCGCGUCGAGCCCACUAACUCGCACUUCCGAGAGGACUCGGCGGUCGUGGACGCCGGUAUGCGCGAGGAUCUGCCCAUCCGCACCAUUGUGGUCUAUCCGUCGUGGAUUUAUGGUGUUGGAGAAGGUCCCGCAAAGAGCACCGUCGGCGUGCGCAUGUUCUACGACAUGUUCAAGAAAGCUGGUGCUGCUGGGACGUGGGGUGCCGGGGCGAAUAGGCUUCCAAGCACGCACGUCAAAGACGUCGCAUCCGCCGUCUUCACUGUCUUGAAGGCUGCACUGGAGGGUCGUGCGGAGGAAGGCAAGGAGGGCAUAUAUUUCGCCACCUCGGACAACCCCAUGGUGUCCAUGCACGAGUACACUUCCGUGAUGGGCGAGUGGAUGCACGCUAAGGGCCUGCUAUCGAGCCCAAAGUCGACGCCGUUGCCUGCUAGCAUUACCGAGCCGUUUGGGGAGCUCGGCUGGUCGCGCGUCGGCGGUUCAGAAUGGGCGAAGUCCGAGCGCUUAUAUCGUCUGGGCUGGGAGCCGGUUGAGUCGCGCAAACGGACGAUUCUGCAAAGCUUGCCAGAUGAGCUAGAAGUCGUGUAUGCGGCUGACGCUGCGGGGGAGGAUGCGAAAGUCAACGGUGUCCGUGGUAUGGUCUGGAGCGAGACAGCGAAGAAAUGAGCACGGAGAACCAUAGAAAGGCCAUGUAAAUCGAGAUACAGAACAUCGAAGGCCGGGUAGUCAACUGCUGGCGCGAGAGGAAAGCUGAAGCGAGGGUCGAGGCGAAGAGUGAGACGGACGUCAUACGAAUGUCCUGUAUCGCUGGAAGAUUCGACAAUAUGAGCAAGUCU
Schizophyllum commune H4-8 is the source of this 1280-nucleotide messenger RNA. RefSeq names its product NAD(P)-binding protein. The record is from RefSeq and is a predicted model, not a curated record. Bases 1 to 1110 code for a protein of 369 amino acids. NCBI's taxonomy places the organism in Eukaryota, Fungi, Basidiomycota, Agaricomycetes, Agaricales, Schizophyllaceae. The transcript has 9 exons.